This is a messenger RNA of Gaeumannomyces tritici R3-111a-1, 669 nucleotides long. RefSeq lists its product as hypothetical. The record is from RefSeq and is a predicted model, not a curated record. The transcript is spliced from 2 exons. NCBI's taxonomy places the organism in Eukaryota, Fungi, Ascomycota, Sordariomycetes, Magnaporthales, Magnaporthaceae. The coding region runs from base 1 to 669 and encodes 222 amino acids.
AUGUUAGGGGAAGAUUUGCACAGGCGCAAAGCAACAUUCGAACGAUGCCUGCACUCCAUUUUCCUCUACGGAGGCGAGCAAGCAAUAAUCAGCAAGACCAAGAAUACGGACAAAGCCUUCGACAAGUUCAUCCAAGAAAAACUGACGCGGAUCGCCGAUUGGCGAAGCCAAGCACGCGCACAAGGCAUCGCCCACCCCGAGGGCGAGUACCUACUCAACUACGUCGUCUACGUGCCGGAGCACGAGCUUCCAGACCACUGCCCGUUCAACUUUUGCCAAACAACCCGCGGGCGUGCCCUUGAACACCUCGAAGUGUACGCCCAGCCAGAUUGGUGGAAUGCUCCUACUGGAAGUGUUCUCCGUUUGAUCGCCAAUAUCCAGUUGCCUCCAGGCCGAUUCAGCCCUCAGGGCCAAGAUUAUCGCAAGGCCAAUCUGGGCCUACCGUACGCGACAACUACUCCUAACGCCGGGGGCUCGUCGCGGACGACUCCUCACCUCGCACAGCAGUUGGAGGCACAACCAUUGACAAUGCCGCGCAAGCAUGCCUGUCCGGAGUUGACUCCGGUGGCUCUUGGCUCGGCCACGCAUGCCUCAGGCUUUGGCCUCACCCCGGCUAAAAGAAGAUGGUCCGGCGCGCUGUUGACGGAGAGGUCUCACUCAAAGACUUGA